AAUAAGGCUGUAAUUGUUAUAGUAACAUAUAUGGCUUAGUUCACGUUUGUCAGUAUGCCAUUCAAUUUUGUCAUUGCUUCAUCCGCAUUAAAGUUCUACCAAAAAGUGUUUGAUCUUUCGCAUGUGUCAUCAUAUUCUAUCAACUAUUGUCAAUCACACAAAAACAAGACUGCCGUAAUUCUAGGGAGUGCCAGUGUGUGACACUUGUAUAUCACACCCAACAAGGUAUGUGUGGUUCAUAGUUCAUACUACGACAUGUUAGAUUGAAAACACAACUUCUGGGAGGGCUCCUGCUUUGGUUACAUGUUUGGUGACGGUUGGGUGGGGGAACUAAUCAUGUGUCUUGGGGAUUAUGUUAUCCGAGAGUUUGUCAUAAUAUCUAUCUUUCUGUCUUCUUGCAAAUAUGCCAUCUAGACCUGUUCAUAAUGACCCUACAAAUGGAUGAUAUCUCCUCACAUUGAUGAUACAUGGCCUUGUGUAGAAUUCAACCCCAAAAGCUAGCUAUUUAAGUGAGGGUGCCCUCAUGCUUAUAUACUCUAUAUUACGUUGGUAACCAAGGCGAUGUGAGACUUUGCUUCACAAUUGAAGCAUUAGGAUGACCCUACAAAUGCCAUAAUGAUGCUAUAGCUGUAAAUUCAUCAGAACAAAAGAUAAUGACUUUCCCUGCUAGCUCAUCCUAUAUCUUUCAUAAUAUUUGGCAUUUGGUUUAUAUUUCUCAGUCUAUUUGCUUGGCUUAGAGUAGAAUUACAAAAGGUUACACAUGAUUGUAGAUUUCACAAGAAGACUAUUACACAAAGGUAUUUCCCUGAAAUCCCACUAAGACUCCAUCACAAUACUCCUUGUAACUUAUCUCCUGCUUUAACAUGAAUUUUAGGUCUUUUUGGAGCCAUCUGGUUAGAACUUUAAAUUCAUUGUUUCUCGUUCUCUUUGGAUUGCAAUUUGCAACUUUUUUUCUGAUUUGGUACCCCUAGUCUUCAUGUGUCUCUUUUUGCUUUGUCAUCAACACUUGCAUUCACACUCUGCUUAAAAAGCAAGGCGACAUGUCAAACCAAGGAAUUUUGGUUCCACCACAAUCAUAGUCUAUGGUAGAGAAGUAUCAUUUGGAAGAUUAUUUUCGUCAGUUGGCUGGUCGGCCCUAUUGAGAUAAAAUGCAUCCACAAAAGAUUGUGAAGAAAAUGAGGAUAGGAAGUACGCAAAAUUAUCGUUGGUUGCUUUGAAACCUGCAAGUCUUUUUUUAACUCUAUUUGUAUGCGCUCCAGGGUGAAAUGAUAACAAAUGACAUACAUUAAACAUCAAUGGAUGUAGUCAUUUUGUUAUACAAAGGGACAUGCAUCUCGCCCUAUUUCCCUCAGUUUUGCCGCCUUCUACUGCGAAUGACAGUUGAAGGUGGGAUGGUUCUCAUUGGGUUAGAUCAUAAUGCCAAAAGGAGAUUGGUGGAUUCUUUUUUUGCUCAGAAUUCAUCUUGUCUUUUUCCUUUGUUCAUGGUAGUUUGUGAAGACUCCUAAGAGGAAAGUCAGGUUUUCUUAUGAGGUAUGUUUUGAUCGGCAUUUUCUUAUGAGGGCAUGUAAGAUAUUACUCAUCUGCAUGUAGGAUGGAAAUAUGGCCUAUGUCGUUAACAUUGACCACUUGGCUCACAGAAAUCUUAAGUUUUGGCUUCCAAAGGAUUCAUUUCGGACCAUUAAACUGAGCAGUGAGAAGCAUGUUGCUCAGUAUGUAGCGGGGAAGGGGGGAAGGACGUUUCUGGAAUAGUUCUCCAUUGUCCUUGUGAUUCUUUCUGCAGAUCUCCUCAAUACUCUAUAAGUUUCUUCUUUCAGUUCUCCAUGACUAAAUACAUGUUGCAUGACUAUGGAUGUUGGUAAGAUUGUUGAUCAUUUCGAUGUCCUUUGUUAGAGGUGUUGGUCACUCCAUAUUAUAAUUCAAGUUGUCCAAAUUAUGAAUAGAACGUGAUUUGACUGUAUCUGAUCAGCCAUAAGUUGGGUUUUGUACUCGUCUAGUUGAAAAUCCUCUUCUUAUGAAGCAAAAUAAGCUGGGAUACUUUUUAAUUUUUUUUAUAUGGCAGAAUUUUAUUUAGCUGCCUUUUUUUCAUUCUUGAAUGACCCUUCUAAUCUCAUGUCUCAAGCUAUCUAAUAGUUCGAUACUUAUGGUGAAAAUUCUGAAAGCUCCAGAUUAUCUUUACCUUUGGUUUCUCUACUGAUGCUCUGUUGGUGGAGUAAUAGUAUAGUGUUCCGGGAACAUCUCACACUUUUUGUAGAAAUUCUUUCAGAACAAAGCAAUUAUUUCUUUCUUACUUGGAUUAUAUCUUAAAAUACCAUGCCAUGCCCAGCAACAUAUCCAUGCCUGGUAAUUUCUUGAUCAUGAUGUUUCUUUAUAUCUUCUAUUUAUCUCUUGUAAGAAUGUAACCCAUUCUUUUCAAUAGUAGGGGCUAGGUGUCCAUUUUCUCCUCCUUUUUCCUUACAAGAAAAGCACAUGGCUCCCUGCUAUUGAGUGUCUGCGCGGCGAAUGUGGUGUACUGGAGGCAUGCAAUAGGAGCAUGAGUGGAAGCUACUAGGACUAUGAUUGUGUGCGAAAAAUGGGGACUCCUAAUCGGAAAUGGGAAUAACGUAGACGUAAAUACUGCCAAGUGAUUAUGGAGUUGCUGCGUGACGAACCUUACCAUUAAUUCUUGUUCUAGCCAUUCCUAUUUCUCCACGCUCCUGUUGAAACACAUCACCAGCUUCUUGACCUCUUAAUAAGGUAGUCGGUCGGAGAAGAAAUUCCCCUGCAUGGUAGUAUCAACAUUUCCACGUUUAGGAAAACUUUCCCACUUUAUGGGAAACUGUGGGUGCUUCACUGCUUUGAAAAAUAGCUACAUGGCAGCUGCAUUACAUUCCAUAAGAAAGUCGCCUGGAGAAGAGGGAAAAGACCAAAAGAAGCUUAUAGGAAUGUCUUGUGCUACUUCAGAUCACGCCUUCAAUGCAACCAUUUGGGAUGUCUUAGUGGAUCCCUACUAUCAGGGUCAAGGUCUUGGAAAGGCUCUUGUUGAAAAGCUCAUAAGGGUUCCUUUACAAAGGGACAUUGGCAGUAUUAUACUCUUUGCAUAAAGUCAAGGUAUAGCCACCAUUGUUGGAGUCUUGAUUGGAUAACAGCCGGGGUCCUAUAUGUUUAAUAUUGGAACAAUUAUCUAUCUCGUUCUUCAGGAGAUUCUGAAGCCAUGUACUGUGUAUCGUAAUGUUUUUUCCUAUUAAUGUAGCAAUUUAAGCUUGUAUAAACUUCAUUGAUAAAGAGCACAAGAAAUGUCCAUGUCAACUCUGCACAGUUCCUCAUAAUAAUAAUUUUGAUUUCUCCUGCUUUGUUUUUCACUUGGUUC
Molecule: messenger RNA, 3346 nt
Organism: Rhododendron vialii
Lineage: Eukaryota; Viridiplantae; Streptophyta; Magnoliopsida; Ericales; Ericaceae
Product: probable acetyltransferase TAP2
Exons: 3
Coding region: 2763-3080 (105 amino acids)
Cellular component (GO): cytoplasm
Molecular function (GO): N-acetyltransferase activity
Source: RefSeq, a predicted model, not a curated record